AUGAAAAAAUUUGUGUCGAAAGAUAAAGUGCACGAUCCAUGUAUUGAUGACGAAUGUGAUAAUAUUGCAGAUCAUUUUCGGUCUGUAGAUACUAAACGCGAAAUGAUUGAUUUAAGAAAAAAGCUACAAGAUAUAAUCAAGACAGAUGCUAUAUUUUGUAGUUUCGAGAUGAUGCCUGUAAUAAGUAAGGAUCUUUUGCAAAGCUUUUUUACAGAAGUGAAUAAGUACCAUCCACUUUUUUAUGCAUUAACAUGGCAUAAAAAUGAUAUGAAAGAUUAUUUGUCUUUAGAUACAUUUAAUAUACUCCCAAAUAACACGCUCCUUCAUCUUAUAGCUAAAGAUUUAACUUCCACUGAUGUAAAAAUUAUAUUAAAGGAAGCAUUAGAACAUGGCAUACGUAAUGUUUUUGUGUUAAGGGGUGAUUCUACAAAGUCAAAUAGUGAAUUUUCACGUGCAAUUGACUUAGUACGUUUUAUAAGGAAUCAAUUUGGUAAUAUAUUUUGUAUAUGCAUUGCUGGUUAUCCAGAAAUGCAUCCAGAAUCAUCGUCUAAAGAAAUGGAUUUGAUUUAUUUGAAAGAAAAAGUUGAUGCUGGUGCAAAUUUUAUUAUCACACAAAUUGUCUUUGAAGCAAGUAUUUUUAUUAAAUUUGUGAGUGAUUGUAAAAACAUUGGAAUUAAUAUUCCAAUUAUCCCAGGUAUUUUUCCAAUUUUGAAUUAUACGUGUCUCCAAAAAAUGGCCAGAAUUUGUAAUAUCAAAAUACCUAAAAUUAUUUUAAAUACUUUGGAAUGUAUAAAAGAUAAUGACGAAGAAGUACACAAUUAUGCAGUAGAAAUAGCUACAAAUAUUAUAAAAAAAAUUAUUGCAAGUAAAACUGCUUGUGGAUUCCAUUUCUUCACAUUAAAUAAACCAUCAUUAUCAUUGGAGAUAUGUGAUAAACUUAAUAUCUUUCACUAAUUUUGCUUGAAAAUGGAAGAAGUUUAAACAACUAAAUAAUUCUAUUACUAAGAUAAAUAAUAGUAAAUAUGGGAAUCUGCAUAUGAUCUUAACAAAUAUAUCGGUUUAAAUGUAUUCAUAUUACGCGCCAAAUUUCUCAUUAAUUACCAAUUCUCGAAACUCUCUAUACUGGAACAACAGUGAAAUAUUAUAUUAAAUUUAUUACACGAAUGACAUAGGAUCUCUAUUAAAAUUUAUUGUACAUUUUAAUCUCUAUGAAUGUACUCUUCUACAUUUCGCUUUUCAAUUUUUUUAAAGUACUUAUCAAGAAUAGUUAUAAAGUUAAUUUUGAUAUUUUCCAUGAACAUAACAUGGCAGAUUUAUAUGUAGACAUUAAAUGAUCCUUUGGGAACACUAACUGUUUUGCGCAUGCGCGAUAGAAAUAUUUGUGACGAACGAAGAGAGCAGUUAGUUGAGUUGGGCGCCAGAGCUCCGCGUGGUCAGUUGGAUAGUUGGUGUGACAGUAACAAGAAAGAGGAAGGAUCCAUAAGCCAGGAUAUAAAGAACAAUGGCACUCUUCCAUUUCAGUCCAAAACGUUGCUUGGAAGUUCAG
Bombus huntii is the source of this 1546-nucleotide messenger RNA. RefSeq names its product methylenetetrahydrofolate reductase. Gene Ontology annotation, biological process: tetrahydrofolate interconversion. NCBI's taxonomy places the organism in Eukaryota, Metazoa, Arthropoda, Insecta, Hymenoptera, Apidae. Gene Ontology annotation, cellular component: cytosol. The record is from RefSeq and is a predicted model, not a curated record. Gene Ontology annotation, molecular function: FAD binding; methylenetetrahydrofolate reductase [NAD(P)H] activity. The transcript has 5 exons. The coding region runs from base 1 to 954 and encodes 317 amino acids.